AUGGCCAAGAUACCACGCAAGAAUAUGUCACCUCUUCGAUAUUCUUCCAAGAAACGGCUGCUCUUCAUAAUGACAGCGUCCUUUCUGAUAGGAAUGGGUAUUCCAGUCAGUGCUGAAAAUGAAGAACCAGCACAGAACUUGGAAACCACAACAGCACAGUAUGGAUUCAAGAUCUUGCAGGAACUCGUUGAGAAAUUUAGAGGUCAUAUGAAUUCAUCACUGAUGAACGUGGAAGGCCAAAACAAAAGUCUGGACAUUUAUUCACAGCUGGGAAACCUCAUCGCUAAAAUCGAAAAUGGGGGAAGCAACAUCUUCAGUAAAAGCAGCAUAAUCGCUGACCUCAGCGGCCAGAUUACAAAGUUUCUGGGACAGGCACGUGUUGAUUCAAAUGGAACAGACCACGGUACAAAGUCAUCGUUCAUAAAAAGUCUAUUCAAAGCAGCCAUUGACGAUUUCAGGACCGGCAGCAACCAAGGAAAAGUGAAGUCCUACAUUUUCAAGACACUUUUUGAUCAGAUACCUGACACUGAGGACCUGCAAGACGUCAUUUCAGAUACCUUGGGCAUGCAUAAAAAAUUUGGUAAAGCACUGGCUGAAAUCGUCGCGGCCAUAAAGAAGGUCAACAACCAAGGAAUGAGUAAAGCUGUGAACAAAAACAAAGGCAAAUAUGAUGACUCAAACGAUGGUUCUGACAUUGGAGGCAGCCAAGACAAUGAAAUCGAGCUCAAUGAUACCAACAAGAAGUUCGUGGAACUGGUCAAGGAUAUAUUCUCCGAAGAAUUUGGUACUCUAGACUUUUUCCAGCAAUAUUCCGGUAACACGACCCACACGCAUGACUCAGACAUAUACAAGCCAAGUAACGUCACUGCUUCUGGCAUCUGGAUGAUGGUCAAGUCCACGUGGCAGAGAAUCUUGUCUUACGUGAAACGAGAGAACUCUUUAAAAGCUUUCAUGGAAAUGACCCCGGUGAAGAUCAUCGAUAGGAUUCUCAGUCUGGGAGAUAAUGUGAAUUUGAUGGGUUUUUUAGCAACCAAGCUGGAUCCUGACUUUGCUCUGUUCUUAACCAAUGAAAUUAAUCCAUACCUUGGCCCAGUACGAGAUCUUGAGAGCUUUUACAGCUUCCUGACAAAUUUUGGUCUGAGUGGCAUCGUCAAUUACCUCACCUCAGAGAAAGUUGGCUACACCCUGAACACAAUGACUCGACUGAUGUCAGCUUAUUUGCAGGACACAGUUUCAGAUGAUCUCGUUAACGAAUACAUCGAAUUCAUAUCGUUCAAUAACACAGAAUUAAGUAAUCUAUAUAAAUCAUUUGUGACAAGUAAUAAAGAUAACUCGAGCAAUGAUGAGGUCAGCGGUUACCGUCGUUUUAAAAGGCAGGCAAUGAAGGAUGUGGGUGAAGCAUUCAAGAUCUUCACCGAUUACACAUUUGGGUCCAGAAGUGGGGAAGUUGAUGCUGUAGGAUCCAGAAAUGGAGAAGUUGACACAGUGGGAUCUAGAAGUAUAGAAGCUCCUGAACCAACAGAGCAAAGCUUCUCAGAUGACCUGACACAAGAUGGGAUAUCCAGGUCUGGCUACGGGGGUUACGGCUAUGAGACUAGCAAGAGUGGAGGUGGGUACGGCGGCGGUUACGGAGGUGGCUAUGGAGGUGGAUACGGUGGUGGUGGCGGUUACGGAGGAGGCAUGAUUGAUCCUUACAUCGCCUUGGGUGCCCUAGCACUGGGAACCCUCCUGGGAUUCCUGCUGUUCCGCCUCAUCAACGGCACCAGGAGACGAGGGAGGCGCGACAUCAAUGACGGGUCCCUUUCACUCUGGCUGUCAGACGUCCCCGAAAAAUUCUUCUUUUGGGAUGCAAAUGGCAGUGAAAUUAAACAAGAACACUCAUCUAACGACACCAUGGAGGAUUUGAAGUUACCAGUUUCUCUCCGGGGCGAUGUCUGGUCUUCAGAUCCGCUGGUUGGCGAUGAAUAUUUCAUCGAAGAGUUUGAAGAGGAAGACAUUGCUGACGAACUGAACCAACUCUGGAGGAUAUACAAGAACAGCAGCAAUCCAGCUUGUGUCCAUUCACAUUUUUGUCACGUGUUAGCCCACAGUACAGCAGAGGAUCUGACAGGAAGGGAUUCCAGCUUGGCAUUGCUUAUGGCAUCUGUAAGCAACCUGAUGGGAGUGGUGAGAUCAGGACAACUGGUGGAUCAUGUGACACAAACUCUGGUCGUGGGAGGUCCCUACACAUGCUCCCCAACUCUCCCCAAUUGCCAGCUCCUUCUAUAA
Molecule: messenger RNA, 2268 nt
Organism: Macrobrachium nipponense
Lineage: Eukaryota; Metazoa; Arthropoda; Malacostraca; Decapoda; Palaemonidae
Exons: 3
Coding region: 1-2268 (755 amino acids)
Source: RefSeq, a predicted model, not a curated record